CGCUAGGAUGGAGCAAAGGUCGUUUAUUGAGUUUAAAACUGAUUUCAGCGCUAUAUCAAAGGUCGUUAACGCAAUAGCAUUUUGUUUAAUUCAUUUGAGUAUGAAGAAAUUGAACAAAGGCAUGUCCAUAGGGAAAUGGAAAAAAAACGAAUUAAAGUAAAAAAUAAAAGCUAAUUGCCACAGCAAAUAUUGAAACUAUUGGGAGACCAUAAACUGAUUCGCUCCGUUAAUUUUUGCAAAUUUCAUAAGUUAAACACUCUUAAUCCAUUCAUUUUCCAACUGGCUUCCAACAAAUCGCUUGCAUAGUACGUGGUUGCUUCUCAGUGAGUAAAUCAAACCUAACUAGAAACGCCUUAUUACUUCGCAACAAAAAUACUGCCAGUACAAUGGCUUCUAUAGAGGAGCGCUUUCAAGCCGCCGUCAAUGUGAUCAAAGGGUUGCCCAAAAAUGGCCCAUAUCAACCUAGCACCGCCAUGAUGCUCAAAUUUUACGGUUACUAUAAGCAAGCAACAGAAGGUCCGUGUCAUCAAAAGCGUCCUGGUUUUUGGGAUGUUGUUGGCAAAGCGAAAUGGGAUGCCUGGAAUGAUAAUCGACACUUAGAGAAACAUCAAGCAAUGGAGCGUUACGUGAAUAAUUUGCGUGAAAUAAUUGAAACGAUGUCAUUUACCGAAAACGUACAAAACUUUGUUGGUAGUAUUAGUGGUUUGGACAAUAUAAAUUUAGAGGAACUGGAUAAGGUUGCUCCAGGUAUGCGAGAACUUGCAGAGUCGCACCCGAAUUCACCAUUCAAUUCGAGAACGAAUAGUCCACAACAUGGUGUGAGUUUAAAUGGUAGCAGUGGUGAAGAAGAUGAGCUUCCCACUAAUUCCACGAUAAACGGUUCCGUCUCACGCCACAAUCAUCUCACUGAUAAUAAUUUAACAAAUGGCACCAGUGAACGCGAUGGCAUUAACGCCCCACAAACAAAUUCUACAGUUUCUGCAAUGCCAGAAAUACCUGUGACACACUCAAGCUAUGCUAUGUCUAACGGCACUGUGGAUCAGUCUGAUGAUGAAUAUGGUGAUCCGGUGAAUAUGAAUAUAGAUAUUACUGAAACAAUGCAGCAUAAUUCUGAAAUGCUUAAGCAAAUUCAAGCCACAGUGCUGCGCAUGAAUGCAGAUUUAGUAGCAGUAAAUCAACGCAUGAAUAGCUUGGAAAAAUUGUUGAACGACAUGCGUACAACUGCAGCUCAGAAAACUACAAACCAAAACAGAACCCGUGGAUACCCGAAAUGGUGGCCGUUUGCUGAUAUUUCACCGCUUUGGUUUACGUUACUAGUGUUAUGGCCUUUCGUGAUUGGAAGGUUAUCACGAGCAGUGACAGCACCACGUCGAAAGUAAAAUCAUGCGAAAUCGCAGGGUAGAAUAUGUCACAGUAGUAAUAUAACAAAUGGUAAGGAAUGAAGAAAUGUAUGACGUUUCAAGAUAUGUAUCUAAAUCUUCAACUGCUUGUAGUACAUUGACGUUACUGGAUGAAGGUUAACAUUUGUUGGUAAAGAACGAUCUGAUACUUUCACAGCUAUAUUACUUUUUUUACUUUUGCGCAAAAUAAAGUACAGAAUAGAUACUUUAUAUGCGAAUUUAAAUAUGUAAUAAGAAAGUGAAACAGCGAUAUAUAAAACUGGGAUCAGGUUUUGUGAUGCAUUGUAGUAUAACAUUUAUUUUUACAAGUAUAUGUUUAUAUUUUGUAUUUUUGCAGCUUAUUCAAUUGUUUUUUUUUUUUUUAAUGUAGAUCCAAAUGUACCUUUAUUCAACAUUCCCUAGUGAAAUAGGUAGUGCUCAAAACUAUCGGAAAUAAUCUUUAAUAUAAGCAUACUGAAAAUGUAAUAAUAUUCUUUAUAUUCGUUUUGGUUACCAUCGUUUUUAAUUUGGUUGUUAGUUCUAUUGAAUAUGUAUUGCUUAAUGUUUAUAUAUGAAUACAAGGUGAUUUCCAAAGUAAA
Molecule: messenger RNA, 1978 nt
Organism: Bactrocera latifrons
Lineage: Eukaryota; Metazoa; Arthropoda; Insecta; Diptera; Tephritidae
Product: acyl-CoA-binding domain-containing protein 5
Exons: 3
Coding region: 387-1379 (330 amino acids)
Biological process (GO): fatty acid metabolic process
Molecular function (GO): fatty-acyl-CoA binding
Source: RefSeq, a predicted model, not a curated record